Molecule: messenger RNA, 717 nt
Organism: Naegleria lovaniensis
Lineage: Eukaryota; Heterolobosea; Eutetramitea; Acrasida; Naegleriidae
Exons: 1
Coding region: 1-717 (238 amino acids)
Source: RefSeq, a predicted model, not a curated record
AUGAGCUCUCCACAUCAUCCUUCGAAGACCAUCGACACCACUACGACCGGUCGUGAGAUUCAGAACGAAGAUCUAGACGACAAAGUCGUAUUAUCACAGCCACCUCAUGUCAGUACCACACCCUCUUCAUCAUCAAGAAUUUGUAGUCGAUACACUCAGUUGAGAAAACAAUUACGGUCAUGUUCAAACUUUAAAGAGAAUUACUUUGUGAUGGAAAUGAAAGUGACCUCUUCCAUUGCAUCUCAAAAAGGAGCGUCUAGAAGAAACAAGUGUUCAUCCUCUACCACAAAAAAGAGAAACAAGGAUCAACAAGAAGAGCAACAACAAGAAGGUCAUGAACUGUCAGAUCAUAAUGAUCUCGAGAAACAACAUUCACAACCCAUGAUGAAAAAGAAGAAGCAAGAGGAUAAUAUGAGUUUGGACACACAUGCUCCAGCUCAGGAAAUACAACAACAACCAUGUGCAUCAUUAUUGGCAUCCACUGUCACCACUAUGGAAAUGAAUCAUUCACAAAUCAACUCUUCAUUCACCCACUAUUCACUGGUACAAGAAGGUUUGAGUCAACAAAUGUAUGAUCCAUCCAUGAUGUUAAGGUAUUGGCAACUUCAAAUGUUAAAUGACAUUAUUGAAGCAAUCAAAACACUCCACAAGAAUGAUCACGUCAGCAAUCAUCAUGAUGAACCAAAUGUUUUGUACAACCAGAAGGUGGUUGUAUGA